Messenger RNA from Ilex paraguariensis (yerba mate), 2035 nucleotides. Lineage: Eukaryota; Viridiplantae; Streptophyta; Magnoliopsida; Aquifoliales; Aquifoliaceae. The record is from the annotation of a GenBank genome assembly.
AACCUGGUUAAAGGUUGACAUGCUUCCACACACAGCAUCUGUAGAAAUAAGUGUCCCUGACUACAAGGAAGCUUCAUGUGCAAUGGUCCCUGAUUGUACUGUGGGAAAAUAUGCAUCUCUGGGAGGAAAUGUUUUCCCUUAUAUGGUGGGAUUAGCUGCCCUGGAUCCUAAUUGUCCAGAGGAAAAAUUAGCUGUGUCUUUGGAAUCAUAUGAGCCCUUUUCUGUAGUUAAUACUGAUUCUUCUAGGAGCUUGGAUGCACAAGAUGCUUUAGGAACCGAUGUCCUUGUUGGUGCUUUUAAUUCUGUCAGCAUAGCUGAAAUGUCUGGUCAGAGAGAUGAUGAAUUAAAAGAUAAUGUUACAUCUGAUGAUGCUUCUGAGACGAAAGGCUUCGAUUCUAUUUGUUCAUACCCUCAGAGUAGGAGUACUUGCAUGAGUAGAUUGAACCAAAACACUCGGACCAAAAAAGCCGGAAGAGAUUUCAGGAAAACAACUAACAAGAAAGCAUUGCUAGAAUUAAUUUUCUUGAAGGUCACAAGAAGAAGAAGAAGCUGUUUCUCCAGAAGACCACGUUCAUUUGUGUGGGGAUCAUUGGGGUAUAUUGCACAAGCUUUUGAGCAGAAUACCGGGCUCAAUGUUGGUCAAAAUAAGCUUAAAAAAUCACGAAAAGAUAGAAGUGGCGGGGAAGGUGUAAAGCGAAGUAAGAAUCGGACGGGUCAAAUCUCUCAAAGGUCAAGGGGAAUAACCGGUGCUUCAACUGGUCGCAUCCGUUUGAAGAUUAAACUGGGGAAAGGAGUGGUCCAAAGUUGUUUAACGGAUGUGGUUCCUAUUAUUGAGAAUGAUCUCGACAAAUGUUGUGGGACCAGGAUUGGAUGUCCCAAAUUGAUUGAGGGCGCUUACGAGAAAUUGGAGAAAGAGGCACUUAGGGGCUCAGGGUUCUGUUGUGCUGCAGAUAAUAAGUGUGGAAUACCCUUCCAGGAAGAGGUUGAAGGAUUGGUUGUGAAAGUUGACAAUAGGUGCUUAGAUCCUGGAACUUCACCUGAUUCUGAGGUCAUCAACGUGAUUCCAGAUGGCCAAAUCAGUGAAAAAACCCCAGGAGAUUUGCAGGAUGUUCUAAUUUCCUGCCAGGAAUGUGUUGUUUCUGGUGACGUUACAAGUUCCAGUCCUCCACAGAUGAGCAGUAAGAAAGGAAAGGAGAAAGAUAAGCUCCACAAGGCAGGUAAUUGCAGUGUUGAAAGUAGAAUACUUUUUCCAGAGGUCAUAAACAGUGACAAAGUGUCUGAUGAACAUGGACAGAGAGAGAAAAUUGGAGAUGGUUCUGGCUGCAGUGGGGCUUCUAUUUUAGCUACAACCGGAAAUGAAUCUGGCAACACAUCUAGCAGUGGCAAUUUUUCUAGGAAAUCGCUGCCCCAGUCAGGAGGUACCAAUUUUGGAGUCUCCUGUGAUACUUUGAAAGUUGAAAGUGGUACAGAAGUUGAUCUAUGUUCCAGGCUUGAGUCACCAGGAUUGCAGAUAUCUGAGCCAUUGCUCUCUCAUAGGCAUACUAGGGAUCAAAAACUUCCCAAAAGUUCGAAAUCAAGGGGAAUGAGCAAGAGCAGGUCAGAAGUUGCGGUUUCAGCAAGCAGGAGAGGAAAUGCUCGUAGACAAAAGGAGAAUCAAUCUAAGUCAGUUAGUAAGUGCAAAGUCAUGGAGAAGGGUGAUAGUUUUCAAGCUGUUUGCAAAGUAGAAAGUCACCUAGAAACAGGGAAUCACGCAUCAGAUGAUCUUGGAGAAACUAAACAUGGGAAGAAAAGUUCAACCGGGGACCUUUAUAACCUGGAUGUGAUGCCCAGUGGGAUGGCAGAGCAAAAUGUAACCCCACGGACUGCUGUAAAUGGAGGCGUAUACAAGCUACGCUUGCGGACUAUAUUGAAGAAACUAAUUGCAGAUGUUGAGGUGGCAUAUUUUUGGAAGGGAUUAGUAGAAGAUGGGAAUGUUUUAACUGCCCUCGCCAUCUUAAUCAACAAUAGCUUGUUCAUUUGGCAACAUGUUUGCUAA